Messenger RNA from Paramecium pentaurelia, 1498 nucleotides. The record is from the annotation of a GenBank genome assembly. NCBI's taxonomy places the organism in Eukaryota, Ciliophora, Oligohymenophorea, Peniculida, Parameciidae.
AUGAGCAAUUUUGAUGAAGAAAAUUAAGAAAAUCUAAAUGAAUUAGAAUUGCCUAUUAAUAGAUAAAUUUUGUCAUUUUUAUAAUUAGGAAUUGAACAAUUCAAUUUAAUUUUGGAUAAUAUUCCUUUAAUAAGAAAUGAUACUUUCUUUGAAGAAGAAGAUAACUCAAGACUUUUCCCUUUGACAAGACUUUAAUUAGGAAGGGAUAGACUAUCCCCAAGGUAUAUUUGAGUUCAAGAUUUAGAGAAUAAGCUCAAAAUAUUUAGAAAUACCUUCAAAAGCGUACCAUCCCAAUAUAAAACUAUAAAUUUGAUCCAAGACAUCCUCAUAUCAAAGUAACUUAACUUCGUAAUAUAAACAAAAAUCAUCAAUAUUUUAUUAAUGAGUUUGGGUAUAUUAAAUUUCAUCAUUAUUAUAGACUAAUAGAUUCACAAAAAAAUACUAAUUCUAUAGACAUUUUAAUUGGCCGAUAAUAUCGAUAAAAUAAGGAUAUCAUUCCUAAUGAUAUAAGUAAGUAUAAAAUAUUAAUACUAAAAUAGUUUUACCUGAAGAUAGAGUCAUAUCUCGACUUCAUUGUAAAAUUGUCUGCAAUGAUUAUUUCAGAAAAGAUUAAAUACUAGAUCCAUAAUAUGCAAAAAUCUUAAAAGUAAUUAAUCUUCCAUCUUCCAUAAAGUUUAGAAUUAGCUAAUUUUUAGAGUAGAAUAUAUUACUAUCAUAAAUAGAUAACCUAAAAUCGUUUAAAUAUAAGACCUUGGUAGUAUUUGUGGCACAUACUUAAGAAUCUUUAGAUAAAAACCAUUUUUAUUAAAUUAAGAUCAAAAAUUUAGUAUUGGAAGUGAUACUUGCUUUAAUAUUAUUUUCAAUCAUAGAUUGAAUCUUAAAUUAAAAUAAAUAGAUGAAUAAUGGUAUAGUAUAAUCAAACAUUUAUCUACUUUGAAAUAACCUUAAAAACACGAAGUUCAUGUGAGUGAUGAUUAACUUUUCCCCAGUAUUGAAGAACCUCUUGAAUCAAUAAAGAAUCUCUAGAUUGAUGAACUUUAUAAAAAGUUAAGUGAAUACUAAAUACCUAUACUAAUUGUUAAAUUCUUGGGUUAAGGAGUAUUCUUUAAUAGGUCCAUUAACUUAUUUUUAGGGAGCAUUUAGACAGAUACUAUGGAUUUUUUUGUAGGAAGAGGAGGUGAAAAUGACAUAAAGAUCAAUUCAAAUACAAUAUCAAGAAAAUAAUGUCGUAUAAAGUAUUCUCAAAAGUAAGGGUAUAAUUUUAAGUAGAUUUUCAGCAUGGAUAAUAAAUGAUGGAUUGUUUGAUAGAGAUUCUGCUAAUGGUACUUGGAUUAGUUUAUAAACUGCUGAAUAAUCAGAAUAGAAAAUUGAAUCAAAUUUGAUCGAAAUUCAUCAUAAUGAUGAAAUAAAGAUAAGUGAUUUUAUUUUAAAACUGGAAUUAUUUAAAGGAACAAAAGAAGGGAUUGGACAUAUAAUAAAUAAAUUUCUUCAUGAUUGA